Messenger RNA from Spea bombifrons (plains spadefoot toad), 954 nucleotides. RefSeq names its product olfactory receptor 11L1-like. The coding region runs from base 10 to 954 and encodes 314 amino acids. The record is from RefSeq and is a predicted model, not a curated record. NCBI's taxonomy places the organism in Eukaryota, Metazoa, Chordata, Amphibia, Anura, Pelobatidae. Gene Ontology annotation, cellular component: membrane. Gene Ontology annotation, biological process: G protein-coupled receptor signaling pathway. The transcript has a single exon. Gene Ontology annotation, molecular function: olfactory receptor activity; G protein-coupled receptor activity.
CCACAGGAAAUGUAUAAGAGGAACCUGACAGCCAUCACAGAAUUUCUGCUUUUGGGAUUUGAAAACCUUCAUGCCUUUAAAUGUAUUCUGUUUCUGUUGUUUCUAAUCAUUUAUAUUUUUACAUUAGUAGGGAACUUAAUCAUAAUUGCUUUGGUAUUUCUAAGCCAUUAUCUUCAAUCCCCAAUGUAUUUUUUUCUAAGCCAUUUGUCUUUAUCUGACUUAUUGCUCACAACAAAUGCUGUACCAAAUAUGCUACGUGUUAUACUAGAAGAAGGGAGCACCAUGUCUGUCAAUGGCUGCCUAACACAGUUUUACCUUUUAUGUUCCUGCACCAUCGCAGAAUGCUUCCUUCUCAUGGUGAUGUCCUAUGAUCGAUAUCUUGCCAUCUGCAUUCCAUUGCGCUAUUCCUCUAUUAUGAGGCACACACUUUGCCUUAUUCUUGUUCUUCUUUCUUGGACUUUAGGCUCAAUGUUGCCAUUAAUGGCAGUUAUUCCAGUGUUCCAUUUACAUUUUUGUGGUGCCAAUGUAAUUGAUCAUUUUUACUGUGACUUUGCUCCCCUUAUGGAACUCUCUUGUUCAGACACCUCUCUUGUGGAAAGAGAAGUAUUUGUCAGCUCCAUUCCUACAGUGGUAUUUCCGUUCGUUUUUAUUAUUGUGACUUAUGCAUACAUCUUCUUUACAAUCAUGAACAUAUCUUCUACUACUGGAAGAAAGAAGGCAUUCUCUACAUGUAGCUCCCACCUAGCAGUGGUGUCUGCGUAUUAUGGAACAUUAAUCAUUAAGUAUAUGACCCCUUUCAAAGGGCACUCAGUUGCUAUAAAUAAGGCUGUAUCUCUUCUGUACACUGUAUUUACCCCAUUGUUCAAUCCAAUAAUAUAUAGCCUUAGGAACAAAGAAAUUAAAGUAGCGAUACAAAAAAUAUUUUGGUUAAAAACUAAGGUGUUAGAAAUGUGA